Molecule: messenger RNA, 3751 nt
Organism: Bombyx mandarina (wild silkworm)
Lineage: Eukaryota; Metazoa; Arthropoda; Insecta; Lepidoptera; Bombycidae
Source: RefSeq, a predicted model, not a curated record
UACGUUCUUACUUAGUACCUACAAUUUUUUAAAUAAAUAAGUUUUAUUUAGACAGGAUCUCAUAAUUUAUCAUUAAUUUCAUAGUAUUAUUGACUGAGUUUCACUGUGUCGAACGUUUUUACAUUUUUCACUUAUGCAUAUACAGUUCAUAAUGGCCAAUGCGAGAAGUCAUAAUGCACUGCAAGAAACAGAAAGGGAAGAAGGUGAAAUAGUCGAAAGUUUGGAUUAUCUCUCGGAUAUAUCGUCCGAGGAAGAAUUCUUAUUACGUCAAAGACUUCAAGUACUUGAGAAUUACAACAAUGUUCUUGAGAGAAAAAAAGCCAAGCGGUCUUCUAUUGGGUCAGGAAAUUUGCUCAAAAAGCCUCCUUUAUUACUAGAUCUAUCUGAUAUUUCUGCGUCAGAAACUGAAGAGAAUUACUGCACGCCCCAAAGCCACUUUGCUAAAGAACCCAAACAAAAAGCAAAAUCACGUCGAAGACUGAAAAAACAUAAGGAAAAUUCGAGUAACGUGCUCCCAAGGACCAAGUAUCACAAAAAAUGUCACGUUUCAAAAAAGAAAAAAGGCGCAAAAGUUGUUUUAGAAUCCAGCGACGAAUCAGACGAUGAAUACAAAUUUAAAAGAAGAAAGCUGGCUGAUGCUGUGGUUGUGCAUAAAGAGACAAACGAAAAGUCUUCCUUGAGUUCUAGGCUCAAAGAAAUGUUACAGAAGGCUGUGAAUCGUGAACCGUUAAAGACCUCAUUGGGUGAUAAAAAAGUAGAAAGUUCAAAUAAUAAAAUUAUGACUUACGACUUAUCGUCUCCAAUAUCUCCAAGCACAGAGGGUCAUGUUUCAUGUUUUGAAAUAGGAGACAGCGUUAUUACAAAAACCAAGUGCUCACUUUAUCAUAAGCCCGAGGUAAUUGAAGCAAGUGCCGAAGACGAGAUCAGUACACAGGACAUUAACCAAAACUCUAAAAGUAAAAACAAUUUUGAAUUAAGCAAAGAUCGAAACAUAGAUAUUGUUGAUUCAGUUGAUUGCAUUCGUAAAUCAUUUGAACGAGAAGAACAUUUACAGAAGGAUUCAGAUGAUGACUUAGAAACUCUUCGACAAACAGCUCUUAACACGAAAGCUACGAAGUCAUCACGAGAUACAAGCGAAGGACCUGCUAUAAAUGAAAACAAAACGAUGUCUGAUGAUGAAGAUAGUGACACGGCAGAAUUGAGAUUGAUUUGUCUUAAAUCCACAUUAUUGAAAAAAGCCAUUGAAAUGAAACAAAAACAAAAGAGACAGAAAAAGCUGUCUCAGUCUUCUCAUAAGCGGGAUGAGUUGAUCGAUUCUCUGUAUGAUGACUUAAAUAAUCGUGAUUCUGGUAAUAACACCGAUAAGGAAUCCGUGGAUAUGGAAAUAGGUUCUGAUGAAACAACCGAGAGUCGUAAAAAGACUCAGAAACGUUGUCAAGAAUUAGAAAUCAUUUCGAAUCAAAACUUUGAUAUACUGCCACCUCAGAAUGUGCCAAAACAAGACGAAUUUGAUGAAGACGAAGAUUUGUUACGUGCUAAAUUAUUGACUUCGCUGAGCAAAAACCUCCCGAAUCUUGUUGAUGCUGAAUUAAUAAAUGAUUCAAAUGGAAAAGCGUCUGCUUCGAAUAAUAAAAGCAAUGCCGAAAGUAUUCCCGAAGAAAAGAAGUUUAUCAUAAAACUCGGCGAAUCAGACUCCGAAGCGGAAAAUGAGGCUACUAAAAACUUAACAAAAAUGCACAUGAAGCUAUCGGAAGACGUAUGCUUCGCAACGAAGUUAGAUAAUCUAUUAAAAUCAACACGAAUGCAGGUCGAGAAGAAUAAACAUUCAGAAACAGAAACAAAUUCACCUGUAACAAAGAAACCAGAGAAAUUCGUUGCCAAGGCCCUAAAUAAUUUGCCAAAAUCAGAACAAAUCGAGUAUAGGAACUUAGUAAAGCGAAUGGCUGAAUUGGAAAAAAUGAAAGAGUCCCGACAGUCCGCUAUGAACCAAACGAAUUCAGUGCUAAGUUCGGACACAUUGAAGCCAAAGAAUAUGCCUUUCAAUGCAAAAAGAAUUGUAACAAUUAGCAGUUUGGAAGAACAAAUCGCUAAUUCCAGGAAAAAAAUUGCUGAGGAAUCAUCGAAAAUGUUGAAACUAAAGGAGGAAGCCGUAAAACUCUCACAAAAAUACAAGAUAGCCGCCACAGAAUUGCGCAAUAUAUCAACAGCGAUUUACAUCAAUAAAAAACACCAAAGAGCCAUACAAAAUUCACUAACGAAAAUACGUUCAGAUCAUCAACUUCUAAUUAAAAGUUCCAGUAAACAGCCGGUGUUAAAUAAACAUUCCAAGAUAAACAGAAUAGUGGACAAAAAAAUUAACAAAAUCACAAUUCCGAAUCAUCCCCAAAAGGAGAACGAUCCUCUGAAAGUAGACCAUAAAAAUACGGUGUCAAUUAAAAAUACGAAAUCUAUUAAAGAGCAUAAAGAAUGUCUUAGCGCGCCUACACCGAUGCUAUCCAUCGAAAUUGAUGUCGGCAGCAAGAGAAAAGUUGUUAAGUUGCCACCGAAAAAUCCAGUCAAGUUGACCCCCACGAGUACAGAUAAUUUGCCACCGAUAAGUCCAGUGAAGCCUAGACCGAACAGUCCCGUGCUGUUGUCCCCAAAGAGUCCAGUGAACGAGUCCAUUCCAGAAGUCGUGAGAGGCAGGUCGAUUGAAAAAAAAGACCACAACAUAAAUCGGAACGAUGCCUCGACACAGUCGUCGGGUGAUUGUGAAUUUGGUGGUAAUACAGAAGCGGAACGUGAACCGAAAUUACCGAGAAGUGAAAAAUACGAGAGGUUGCUCGGCGAAUAUAUUUCGCCACUCGAAUCACUAGGAACUUCGACUAGGUCGAGAGAAACCUAUGUGAACGAAAACUCGAGACCAAUGCCCAUACAAUGUUUUUACUUCGGCUUUUACAAAACAAACGUGGAUAGCAACAUGCGUACACAUCGCCGUUCUCCGCAGCGAUUUGGGGGGCCGAUCCGAACGCGAUCCUCUGUCCUUUCGAGGUCGGCGGAGAUUGCAAGGACACCGAAUGCAAAUUCUUACACAUCAACAUCCUCACACAAUGACACCACACACACACAGAGCACCGGCCGAGACACCAUCGAAUUCACUCGCAUCAUACAUAUCACAUUUCAAUCCCUCAUCCCUUUUCCUACGACAGAAAACGGAUCGUACUUGUGAAAUUAUGUGUAAAGUAUAUUCAUCUCCUUUUUAUUUUGUUUCUUAAUUUAUAUUUUCCUUAUCUUUUCUUUUUUCUUUUUGUUAAUUAAUUUUCUUUAUUUUCUCACACAUUAACACGAACAAAUAUCACGGCUAUAAGCGAUGUGAUUAUGGGCAGUCUUGUUUGCUUUUAAACUUAUUUGUCUUUGAGAUUGAUCACUUUAAAAUAUAAUAACCUCACCAUAUUAAUUAAUUGUUUUAGGUGUUUAAUAUAAAUGUUUUCUAGCUUCGUAGUUGCCAUAAUUUUGUUUUGUUAUACACUUUUAGUUACGGCGGAGGACGCAGGCGGACCUUCGGAGCAGCAGUGGUAAGUUUUGACAGUAACUUUAAAAUAAUAGUGUGUUAGUGUACGAAUUUAUAAUUACGCGAACGACGAGACUGCAAGAAAGCACGGUAAAGUGUAACGUUAUUUAAUAUUUAAAAAGAAACUUUACAAUUUCGGAGUGAAAAAAAAAAUACGUGAUGUAUAUGAAUAAAGUGUAAAAAGAAUGAAAAAGAACAAUA